AUGCAUUUCGCAUACCCUCCGCGGAAGACAUCGAAUCCUCCGCUAUACCUCCCGCGCUCGUCCAACCUCCCGCGAUUCAGGCGGAGCCGUCUCCAGCUCAUCGCUCUCGCCGGGCUCGCCCUCAUCACCUUUAUAUACCUCGUCACCUGGGCGAGCCAUGGGCAUGGCGCAUACUCGCAGCACAGGCCGUCAGGAAAGCCGCCCGUUGUGCUGGUGACGGUGCUCGACGAGGUAAAGUACAGCAAAGCAUACAUAGAUGCGGUGAAGGAGAACAGGAUACAAUAUGCCGAAAGACACGGCUACCAGACUUUCUUCCCCAAGGUGGGCGAUUACGACCUGAAGAACGCGCCGGCAUCCUGGACGACUGUGGUGGCGAUGCGCCACGCGCUCACCAAGUUUCCGGACUGCAACUACGUCUGGCAUCUCGACCAGAAUUCGUUCGUGAUGAACCCGCGCCUCAAGAUUGAAGACCACGUGAUGAAGUCGUCUAGGUUGGAGAAGUUGAUGAUUAAGGAUCAUCCAGUCGUCCCUCCAGACAGCAUAAUCAAGACGUUCAGCCAUCUCAAGGGGCAGGAUGUCGACUUCGUCUUGACGCAGGACAAGGAAGGGCUGUCGUCUGGCAGCUACGUGCUCCGGAACGGAGACUGGGCAAAGUUCUUCUUGGAGACUUGGUUCGAUCCGCUCUACAGGAGCUACAACUUCCAGAAAGCCGAGACACAUGCGUUGGAACAUAUCGUGCAAUGGCAUCCCACUAUACUAGCGAAGCUGGCCCUCGUAAACCAGCGAACCAUCAAUUCAUACAGCAAGGCCAGCAAGGGAGCCGAAUACCAGGACGGGGAUAUUGCCAUUCGGUUUGUCGACUGCCAGGCACAAAAUUCGAUUGCCUGUGAAGUCGAGUCACAGAAAUUCGCCCAGAAGUGGCGGACGGCGUUCAAGAACUCAUGA
This is a messenger RNA of Lasiosphaeria miniovina, 945 nucleotides long. Its product is annotated as galactosyl transferase GMA12/MNN10 family-domain-containing protein. The coding region runs from base 1 to 945 and encodes 314 amino acids. The transcript is spliced from 3 exons. Gene Ontology annotation, cellular component: mannan polymerase complex; Golgi membrane. Gene Ontology annotation, molecular function: alpha-1,6-mannosyltransferase activity. The record is from RefSeq and is a predicted model, not a curated record. NCBI's taxonomy places the organism in Eukaryota, Fungi, Ascomycota, Sordariomycetes, Sordariales, Lasiosphaeriaceae. Gene Ontology annotation, biological process: protein N-linked glycosylation.